Messenger RNA from Alternaria metachromatica, 5067 nucleotides. RefSeq lists its product as uncharacterized. Gene Ontology annotation, biological process: Mo-molybdopterin cofactor biosynthetic process. The coding region runs from base 1 to 5067 and encodes 1688 amino acids. Gene Ontology annotation, molecular function: GTP 3',8'-cyclase activity; metal ion binding; cyclic pyranopterin monophosphate synthase activity. NCBI's taxonomy places the organism in Eukaryota, Fungi, Ascomycota, Dothideomycetes, Pleosporales, Pleosporaceae. The transcript has 3 exons. The record is from RefSeq and is a predicted model, not a curated record.
AUGGCUAGGAUACGGGCGGGUCCGGCCGCGCUGCGACUGCGACGGGCGGCUGGUGGCAAUCAGAUGUCACGCUCGCUUUCACGACCGUUAUCACACCCGGCGACGCGACUGUCGAUAGGCGCGUUACGCGCAAGAUGCAUUGCGACGAAUGCUGCGAUCCAGGAGCCCGAUGUGGAUUUCCCCGCGAGUGUGCCUCCAGUUUCGGUGCCGGCGACGUCGAAGGUGGAUGAGCGGAGGAAGGCGAUUAAGAACGCGAAACCUUUUUCUGAUUUCCUGACGGAUACGUUCAAUCGGCAGCAUGACUAUCUCCGCAUCAGCAUUACCGAGCGCUGCAACCUGCGGUGUCUGUACUGCAUGCCAGAGGAGGGCAUACCGCUAUCACCCCCCGCUAACAUGCUCACCACACCCGAGAUCUUCUACCUCUCCUCCCUCUUCGUCUCGCAAGGCGUAACCAAGAUCCGGCUCACAGGCGGCGAGCCCACGGUCCGCCGCGACAUCGUCCCGCUCAUGCAGCAAAUUGGCAGUCUGCGCCCGCGCGGCCUCCGCGAACUCGCCCUCACAACCAACGGCAUCUCGCUACACCGCAAACUAGACGCCAUGGUGGAAGCAGGUCUGACCGGCGUCAACCUCAGCCUCGACACCCUAGACCCGUUCCAGUUCCAGAUCAUGACCCGACGGAAAGGCUUCGACGCCGUCAUGCGCUCCAUCGACCGCAUACUCGAAAUGAACAAGCUGGGCGCAAAAGUUAAGCUAAAGGUCAACUGCGUCGUCAUGCGCGGUCUCAACGAGCGCGAGAUCCUGCCUUUUGUCGAAAUGGGCCGCGAGAAAGACAUCGAAGUGCGAUUCAUCGAAUACAUGCCCUUUGGCGGCAAUAAAUGGAGCGAGAACAAGAUGAUCAGCUUCCAGGAGAUGUUAGACACCAUCCGCACGAAAUACCCCGGGCUGAGACCGGUCCCUGGACACAAAAACGACACGAGCAAGACGUACGAAGUGCCUGGUUUUGUGGGCAAAGUCGGCUUUAUAACGAGUAUGACGAACGAUUUCUGUGGGUCCUGUAACCGGCUUCGCAUUACGAGUGACGGGAAUCUUAAAGUCUGUUUACAUGGUAAUGCGGAGGUGAGCUUGAGAGAUGUGCUAAGACAGGGCAAUGGCGGCGAGCCUAUUGAUCAAGAAGCGUUUGAGCGCAUAAAGCAGGUCGAGAUGGACAGACACGAAGGCCGGCUUAGCGACGAAACGGUGCUGGGCUGGGGCCAACGCGAGCGCGAACUUCUCGAUGUUGUUGGAGCUGCUGUGAAGCGCAAGGCGGAGAAGCAUGCUGAUCUGGACGACCUUGCCAAUAUGGAGAAUAGGCCUAUGAUUUUAAUUGAUGACAAGCCCUUGUCCAGUCUGGAUUCCCAGUGGUCCACGUUACGAAGACAACCACCCCACCACUCAAACCCCCUACUCCCCCGAUCCAGCACACCCACCUCGCCCCUGCCUUUCCUACACACCACAUCUCCUCCAACAACCACAACAACCACAACAACUACUACUAUCCGCGCCUUCUCCACAUCCCCCACCCCCUCCGCAAAGAAAACCUACCAACUCAAACGCCUCGCCAAAGCAAAGAAGCUCCUAAAGAACAUCGACACGUCCCGAUCCACAGACGCUUUCGGCGUCCAACAGUUUUUAGAGGACGUCGAAGCGCCGAAUGAAUCUGAAAACCUCCUGAGGGACAUCGAGAAGAAGAUUGCGAAUCUACAUCGUCGGAUCGUGGAGGUUGAGAGGGGGACGCCGCUUGCUCCUGCUUCUGCAUCCCGGGUGCUGGACCCGCCAGUAUCGCCGGUAGUGCCUGAAGUACGUGUGGCUGAUACGUUUGAUGCCGUUGGCACUCCUAUUGGUAACGAUGCGACGGCACCAAGAAAAAGGAAAGGCAAAAACGAGCGCGAGCGAGCCCGAAGACGGGAACAAGAAAGGUAUCGAACUGAGAAGAUGAAAGAACUUGGUGUGCUCUUAGCGUCGUAUAAACAACAAGCCGCAGUCGUCAAAGCCGAAGCAGAAAAGACAGCUGAGAUGCGAAAGCGACGCGAACAAGUCCUAGCAAAAAAACGCUUACUACUCCAACAACUCAACGCACAUGAAGAGGGGGAGCGCAGGGCUAGUCUCGUGCGCAGAACCAGCAUGGCGGAUAGGGAGGGGGCGUUGCCGGAGGGAUUCGAGCUUGAUGAUGUACUCGAUGAUGCUAUGAAGAAGGUUAAGAAGAUGCCGAUGCAUCCGCCGAGGGAAGAGAGGGAGUAUAAAGAGAGGGAUGUUAAAGAUGUGGAUGUCCCGAAGGCGAAGAGGGUGGUGUGGCCGGCGGGGAAGGGGGCUGUGAGUGUGUUGAAGAGGGGGGAUGAGAUUGUGGGGGAUCCGAUUAUGGAGAGGGAACGAGAUGGUGCUGGGGAUGUUGGCGUGACUGAAUCGACGGAGGAACAGGCGCAGACGACUACCAGCGAAUCGAUCGACGAGCCACUAGUAGAUGAGCCAGUUGAUAUGGUUGCCGACGAUUUCACGAGUUCAGUCGCAAACGCAGGAGAUCCCUUCCCUCCCGCCUCCGUCCAACAAAAGCCAUCAACCAAGGCCAGCAAACCCACCAACAUAAUCACCCCCCGCUCCCCACCAUCCCCACCGUCCUCCAAAGAUGACCUCCGCCUCAACAUCCCUCCAUCAGGUAUCAUCCCCAUCGACUCUACCCUAAUCCUCUCCCUCGACGCCCCCGUCCCGCACCUCCAAUCCCAAGUCCUCGCCCUCCGCAACCGCCUAAAAUCCUCCUACCCGCGCAUCGACAACCUACCCUACGACGUCUGGACCUCGUCCAACAAACGCACCUUGCAAACCUGGCUUAAAAUCUUAAUCAGCCGGUGGAACGCGCGGUUUGAUCAUGUUGAUGGUACUGGUCAGGUGGAUAAGCGCAUUGUGGAUGAGAGGGUCAAGGAGGUACUGGAUAGUAUGGUUCGGGAACAUGAUUUGGGGAAUGAGGCGGCGGAACGCAUGGCGGUGAGGUGGCAUGAGGCGUUUGAGCGGAGGGGGGAUAUGUGGGGGGAUGCGGAGGGGGUGUUGGAUUGGGAGGAGAUGGAGGCGGGGGGGUUGGGGUUUUUGGGUUUGGAGACUGAAGAAAUGGAUGGUGAGGUGCCGAUGCUGAAGCAAGAGAUGGGCGAGACUGGUGAGGAGGUGGAUGGCGAGAAAAAGAUUGAGCCUAUGCCUGUGAGGAUGGCGGGGAGUGGCGUGACAACGAACGGGGUCAUGGGACGGAGGAUGUAUUCGACGUCGACGAGGAGGGGCUUUUGGUCAUGGUCGAAGAUUCUAGGGACGGAUGGAAAAGACGAGAAGAACGAGAAGAAAGAGGAGGUGAAGCAGGGACCCACGGUAGACGCCAAACCAGACAGCAAGACUCAGCCCAAGCCCGCUGCUACGCCGAACGCCAGACCAGUCGUGAAAACCGAUGCGAAAACGCACGAGAAGACCAACAUCCAAUCAAUCGCCAAACCAGACGUCAAGCCCGACCCAAAGCGCCAACCCAAGCGCCCCGCAGAGUCCGUCCCACCAAAGCCCGACGACCAAUCUGACGCCAAAGCGGAAACAAAAGAUGACGCCAAACCCGACCCCAAAGCAGACACAAAAGAUGACGCCAAACCCGACCCUCGCAAAAUUAGAGAAGACUCACCUCGGAUGCAUCGGCCUCCCGGUCAGGGCGUAAGUAAGACCGUCUUGCGGAAUAAGAGGAGGCAAGCUAAGAAGAUGGAGGAUGAGAGACGAAUGACUGAGGUACUGGAGCGAGGAAGAGAGGGUGGGGAUGAACAGAUGGACGUCCAAGAGCAAGGGAUAGAAGAUGAGAAGAGAGAGUUGGGCGCACAUGAACAUGCAGGAGAAUUCGAAACCAAACAACCGCCCCAACAGCCGCCCCAACAGCCGCCAACGGUCGAACGCGCAAUCGACGAAUUACCGCAAUACCGAGUGGAAAGCAUCAAAAAGGUCGAGGAAGUCUUACCUAAGCCCGUACCACGUACCCACCAAAUCGUACCUAACCAAGACGCCGACACCGACACCGAUAAACCAGCCUUCGUACGCGCCAAGAGACCCCUCCAGUCCCUACCUGGACUCAGACGCUCGAGGCAUGUUGAAUGGAGGAAAUUGGAGCGGACAGAAUUGCCCGGGCCGCCUAGACAUAUUGUGAAGCCCCCGACAGACAGCAAGGGCAAGGCUCCAGGAACAACGUCGCUGCAGGACUUUUUGGAUAGCAUGAAUGAGGUUGCUGCGCAUUCGCCUUUUGAGGCGGAACCGAGACAGCAGACUCGUCCUCUGUCGAUGCUGGAGGGGGAGAUGGAGGUACCAGUGCAACAACCAUCCUCCGCUCAACAACCCGUUUCACAGACUAAACCCACCCCCUCACAAUCCCAACUACAACAAUCCCAACUACAACAGUUCCAACAACAACCAUCCCUCCCCCACCUCACACCCUCGGGAUCCGCACACAUGGUCUCCGUAUCCGCCAAAGAACACACCACCCGCACCGCCAUCGCCGUCGGAUCCGUGUAUUUCACAAACGCCGUGCCCCUCCGCCUCAUCCGCUCAAACGCCAACAAAAAGGGAGAUGUGUUGGGUACAUCGCGCAUAGCCGGCAUAAUGGCCGCGAAAAAAUGCCCAGACCUAAUCCCACUAUGCCACCCCAUCGCUCUCACGCACGUUGGCGUUGAACUCCGCCUUUUUGGUGAUAAGGGGGAUCCGCGGACAACAACAACAACAACAACAAAGGAAGGGGAGAUGGAGGGGAUUAUGGGGGUAUUGGACGGGAAGGGGAAGGACAAGAUGAGGAAGAUGGGGAAGAUGGGUUUUGGGGGUGUGAACAUCGAAGCCAAAGUGCAAUGUACAGGCCCCACGGGAGUGGAAAUGGAGGCCCUGACAGCGGUUAUGGGCGCGGCGCUUAGUGUGGUGGAUAUGUGUAAGGCGGUGGAUAGGGCGCAGAGGGUGAGUGGGGUUAGGGUUGUUAUGAAGGAGGGGGGGAGGAGUGGGGGGUGGAGAGAAGGGGGGUGGAGGAGUUGGCAGGAGUGA